AUGCAGAUAGGACGUGGAACGUAUAGCAAUGUGUACAAAGCAAGAGAGAAGGGCACUGGAAAGAUUGUUGCUUUGAAGAAGGUACGGUUUGACACAUCGGAUUCUGAAAGCAUAAAGUUUAUGGCAAGAGAGAUCAUGAUGCUGCAGAAGCUUGAUCAUCCCAAUGUCAUCAAGCUUAAAGGACUAGCUACUUCCAGAAUGCAGUAUAGUCUUUAUCUGGUUUUUGACUUCAUGCAGUCUGAUCUCACUCGAAUUAUCUCCCGACCCGGGGAGACACUCACCGAACCGCAGAUCAAGUGCUAUAUGCAGCAGCUACUUUGUGGUCUCCAGCACUGUCACGAGAGGGGAAUUAUGCACCGAGAUAUUAAGGCUUCUAACUUAUUAAUAGACAGAAAAGGGGUUCUGAAAAUUGCGGAUUUUGGGCUUGCAACUUCCAUUGAAUCUGGAAAACCUCUAACAAAUAGAGUGGUAACACUUUGGUAUAGAGCUCCAGAACUUCUUUUGGGUUCAACCGAUUAUGGAUAUAGCAUUGAUCUCUGGAGUGCAGGGUGCCUCUUGGCUGAGAUGUUUGUUGGAAGACCAAUUAUGCCUGGCAGGACAGAGGUUGAACAGAUUCAGAUGAUCUUCAAACUUUGUGGUUCUCCUUCAGAGGAUUAUUUCAAAAAACUGAAGCUAACAACAAGCUUCCGGCCUCCACAGCAUUACAAACCUACCUACCAAGAGAACUUCAACAAGUUUCCUUCCUCUUCCCACUCCCUCUUGGCCAGACUUCUUGAUCUCAACCCCACAAAUCGUUCAACUGCUGCCUCUGCCCUUCAAACUGAAUUCUUCCGAUGUAGUCCAUUAGCAUGUGACCCUUCAGCUUUACCAGUAAUCAUCAAAGACGAGGAUGAACGCUUACAAACUAAGAGAAGCAAAAGGCACAGAGUUUCUAAAAGAGGCCAACCAUCUCAAACAAGUAAAAGUGAAGCUAAAUCAAGAAAAACCCAAAGUCCAGAACAACCUCGUCAAGACACACAAUCAACAAAACAGAAGAAUGUGGAACAGCAGAAGCAGAGUCAAGAAACUGGGCAUAGUGCUAGCAGCACAUCAUCCGGGUCAAGACUAUUCACGAAUGAAGGGAGCACAAAUACAUCUUUAUCACCAACUUUUCUCUCUAGUGGCAGUGUGAGAAAAUCUCCCAAAACAGAGGGUAGCCCAAAUGCUCUUAAGAACAUAAAUCACUAUAAUGCACUCUUACAGGCUUCUAUGAUUGAUAUCAUCAACCGAAAUGAAGGCACCGAAGUUCCUCAGCUUCCAAAAUCCUUCUCUCACUUGGAUUAUCGACUUGGUCCAGACAAUAUCAAACCUCUAUACUUCAUCUAA
Messenger RNA from Vigna angularis (adzuki bean), 1365 nucleotides. Its product is annotated as probable serine/threonine-protein kinase At1g54610. The transcript has 6 exons. Gene Ontology annotation, molecular function: RNA polymerase II CTD heptapeptide repeat kinase activity; ATP binding; cyclin-dependent protein serine/threonine kinase activity. The record is from RefSeq and is a predicted model, not a curated record. NCBI's taxonomy places the organism in Eukaryota, Viridiplantae, Streptophyta, Magnoliopsida, Fabales, Fabaceae. The coding region runs from base 1 to 1365 and encodes 454 amino acids. Gene Ontology annotation, cellular component: nucleus; cyclin-dependent protein kinase holoenzyme complex. Gene Ontology annotation, biological process: protein phosphorylation; positive regulation of transcription elongation by RNA polymerase II.